AUGGCGGGUCUGACAGCUCAGCUCAGCGACACCCUAGUCGGGUCAGCUUCAUCGGCCCGUACAGGCUGCUCCGUCAGCCUUCGUUCGCAGGUUGUAUCGACGAGUCGCGCCGUCUGCUCACCCUCCUCGUUCCUAGGACUGCGAAGACGGGUACUGCCAACUGUGACCCCGCGAAUUGCGGAACGACUCUCCUCUCGUCCUUCGCUCUGCUCGAAAUGGCGACUCGGCGUUUCCGCUGCAUCCGCCGCAUCCGACGGCGGAAGCGGCUCUUAUAGCAACAGCUCCCCCGAGGAUGCCGGAAAGGUCUCACCUGCGUCAGCUGCAAAAUCAGUGGGAACAGUCUAUAGCGGGGAUGCGGAUGCAGCAGCGGCGACUUCUAGGGCCAGUCGGCACCGUCCCGGGCAGAUGGAAUUUGUUCCGGGGCAGAAGGAGUUUCGUCCCACAAGAAACAGAGUGCUGGCAAUAGCUGCAGUGGCGCUCCUCCUCUUCCUCAACCGUCGCUGGCUACUCUCCGAGCUCAUCCGCUCCUCCCUUCUCAUCCUCUCUCUCUUCACCGCUGCCUGCGGCUCCACCGCCGUCUUCCUUGUCUUCCUCGCACACUCCCUCCUCCUCCUCCUCCCAGACCCCAUCCUUACUCCCCUCUCCAUCCUCCUCUCUAUCAUCGCAUCUGGUGCCGAGUUCCUCUAUUAUGCCAUACUCGCUCAAUUUGACGUUAUGCCAGUCGGGCCAGUUAUCCUGAACUCCCUUCUGGUUACCGCAGUGGUUACUGUAGCACAGCGAUUUGAUUCUGACCCGGAGAGGCUAAAUGGUCCACUGUGGCUCGCUGGGUCAGCAGCUGUUGGACUCGCGACAGGUGUCAUUCCGCCAUUGGUUUUCCUGCUUAUCCUGACCAUCCUCACUGGGUCUUCUGCCGUUCUGGCGGCGAUUGCCGGAGCAGCAGAGAGCCUUGUGGUUCGUCUGCUAGUGGUGGGGGUGUAUGCGAUGCUUGCUGUGUGGCUGCACCAUUCAGGAAAAAUCACCUUCCAAAGUGAGCCUAGUACUGCUGUAGCAGCGGCAGCACGAGGGAAGCAUGGCAAGACCUGGAAGCUUAAACCGAUGAGCAUGAUUCAAGGGCUCAUGGCGUUUGUUGGGCUGGUGGCUGUGAUGCGGUGGGGCAACAGUGCCUUUCUUGCAUGGAUGGUGCUCUGA
Molecule: messenger RNA, 1188 nt
Organism: Closterium sp. Yama58-4
Lineage: Eukaryota; Viridiplantae; Streptophyta; Zygnematophyceae; Desmidiales; Closteriaceae
Source: the annotation of a GenBank genome assembly